Messenger RNA from Morus notabilis, 1072 nucleotides. RefSeq names its product putative F-box/LRR-repeat protein 23. Lineage: Eukaryota; Viridiplantae; Streptophyta; Magnoliopsida; Rosales; Moraceae. Bases 1 to 906 code for a protein of 301 amino acids. The record is from RefSeq and is a predicted model, not a curated record. The transcript has 4 exons. Gene Ontology annotation, molecular function: protein binding.
AUGGAUUUGUUCUUGUUCCUAACUCCUCUCCAGGUAGUUCCCAAUGUUUGGAAUAGUGCUUCUAGACGAAGAGCGGAAGAUAGAGCAAGAGCUACAACCGGGAGGGGCGCCAGUCUUCCUCGAUUCCCUUAUCGAGGUCCGAACUGGCUGGACCUACCGAGAGACGUGACUCUGAACAUUCUGUGUCGCUUGGGCACCAUAGAGAUCCUGACGAGUGCUCAGAUGGUGUGCUCAUCGUCGUUCGAAAUCUGCAAGGAUCCUCUGCUAUGGCGGACCAUCGACAUCCGCCGAUUCGGUCCUCUGCGGCCCCUUUUUGGCCUCGCCUUGCAGAAGAUCUGUCGCUGCGCCGUCGGCCAGAGCUCCGGCGAGCUCGUCGAGAUCAUCCUCGGGGACGUCGCCACUAAUGAACUGCUUAAGAACAUUGCUCGGAAAUCAAGUCGGAUCAAACACCUUCACCUUAUUGGUGGCUACUUCGCAAAAGAUGGAUUGGGUAAAGCAGUUUCCAAACUUCCACUGUUGGAAGAGCUUGAACUCUCACACUGCACAUUGUCAACAAGUUCUUUAAAACUCGUUGGACGCAGGUGCCAUCAUCUGAAGUCAUUAACAUUGAGCUCCCACUGCAUAAUCACGGUCCCUUACAUAGGUCCUGACGAGGAGGCGGAGCUUAAUAAAGAGGCAAUGGCUAUUGCUGAGCACAUGCCUGCAUUACGCACUCUGAAGCUUUAUGGAAAUACGCUGACUAAUGUCGGAUUGCAGGCUAUUCUUGAUGGUUGCCCUCAUCUCGAGUCACUUGACGUGCGCAAAUGUUGCAACCUCAAUAUUGGAGGUGACGACUUUCCAUCUGGCAUUUCUGGAAUUGAUUUCAGAUGUGAUGAUCCUGAAGUACUUCCCACUAUGGUAUGUUGAAAUUAGAAGCACGGCGACUCCUUCGACUAUUAUAUGGUUUUACCUGUUGAUUACAGGGAAUGAAUGUGGAAUCUUCUCAAGUGACUUUAUCAAGGUUCAAUACUCUAUAUGUUUAUUACAUCAUCCCGCAUUUCGUUCUUCAUUUAAGCUUAGUUAUGUUUUGCAU